ACAGAAGCACUACAAAAUCAUUUCCUCGCUCUUGUAAAAGCAGCGCCAAUGUCUUCAAAGGUUUCAGUACACCAACCACAGACCCAUCAAAUGGUUCCUUCUCAUUUCGGAGAGCUAGGUGCUGUCAGCAGUCCCUCGACCUCUGCUGGUGAUGCUCCAGCUAGGCCAUGGAUGUGGUUGAACCCAGAACUCCAUGAACUCGUCGUUGAAGCUGUUAAUCAGCUGGGUGGCAGUGAAAAGGCUACUCCUAAAGUAGUGUUGAAACUUAUGAAAGUGGAUAGCUUGACUAUGUACCAUGUCAAAAGCCACUUACAGAAAUGAAGAACAGCUCAGUGCAAACCAGAUUCAUCUGAAGAGACAUCAGAUAAGAAGAGCAAUAUGCUGGAUGAAAUGUCAUCUCUAGACCUCAAGACGGAAGACAUUCAUUCUUGAGCUAAAUGUUUCUGUAUGUUCAUGUUAGGAAACUCCAGCCAUCUCAGUACUUUCGCAAAAAUUACAGAUCGUCUUGUAUGGAGAAAAAGGGUAUUGAGAUUACUGAAGCAUUGCGUGUACAGAUAAAAGUCCAAAAACAGCUUCAUGAACAACUUGAGGUAUGUUUUAGUCCAGAAAUGUAUUUUCUUAUGUUAGAGAGUUACCUUUUUCAUAGUGGGAACUUUAGCUGGAGAGAUGUACUUUCCUAACUUAAUUGAACUUGAUAUCUUUCUGGGUUAAUUGCGGAUUGACCCCCUGCCUGUAGUUCUAUUGUUGCAGAUAGACCUCCAGAGUGAAACUUUUUUGAUCCUUUUCACGGUCUAUUUGCAACAAUAGAUUUUCACACGGGCCUAUUUGCAACAAUAGAACUCUUUCAAGGAGUCUAUGUGCAACAAUAGAACUACAUUGGUAGUAAGUUCUGUUUGGUCAUAGAAGAGGUGGUCUAUCAGCAAUCAGCCCCAUCUGUUUUCCUUAAAUCUGUAUUACCUUUUUUUUCCUUCUAGAUUCAGAGAAAGCUACAGUUGUGAAUUGAAGAACAAUGGAGGCAGCUUCAAAUUAUGUUCGAGAAGCAAAAAUCAGGCAUCCACAAGCUCACACCAUCUUUGAGUAAUCUAGACAAUUCAAAUGCCCAAUCUUCGAGCCUAACCCUACUUCUAAACAAUCUAUCAGAGAAGGAUCAAGAAAAAAUAGGAAAUUUUUCUGUGAAAGGGAAAACUAUAGUAGACGGCUCCAGGGAAGUGGGUAAUAAGGAUAAGUGGUCGAAACGC
Asparagus officinalis (garden asparagus) is the source of this 1238-nucleotide messenger RNA. RefSeq names its product protein PHOSPHATE STARVATION RESPONSE 2-like. The transcript is spliced from 6 exons. The record is from RefSeq and is a predicted model, not a curated record. NCBI's taxonomy places the organism in Eukaryota, Viridiplantae, Streptophyta, Magnoliopsida, Asparagales, Asparagaceae. Gene Ontology annotation, molecular function: DNA-binding transcription factor activity; DNA binding.